Molecule: messenger RNA, 1072 nt
Organism: Culex quinquefasciatus (southern house mosquito)
Lineage: Eukaryota; Metazoa; Arthropoda; Insecta; Diptera; Culicidae
Exons: 3
Coding region: 230-997 (255 amino acids)
Source: RefSeq, a predicted model, not a curated record
GAUCGCACAAAAAAAUAUCAGCCCACGUUGAAUAACGGUCGUUAUAGUCACCGAAAUAACUGGAGCACGCCGCACUCCACCAAUGUCAAGUUUACCACGUGUUUUCCCUUCCUGGAUACCAAGUAAACCAAGCAUUGUUCCAGUAUCGAUCCAACACCCGCCCAAGUCGGAAGUUCUAGAAUUUGAUUCACUUGCAAGCUAUUUUCUUUUGAAUUAAAUUAACUUCGUAAUGGACGGUUACGAAAACACCAGCGAAGAUCCCCUCAUCCGGAAGCGCUUCUCCGACAACAUUUUGGACAUUCUGCGCCCACUGUCGGAGUCGGAAAUGCCCAAACUCGGGUGCGGCGGCAGCCAGGACGAGCACGGGUCCGAGUACAGCGCCCUGUCGGAACCGUUUUCCGACCUGGACGAAUCUUACAUUUUGCUGGACCAGAGGACGAAGAAACCAGGUGACGAUGAAGGAGACGAGAUUCUGCUGAACCAAUUCACGCCGGAGUUUCGCAAGGUUUACGACGAAAUGAUGGCCGAGAGGAGGGACGGGCAGGAGGAAGAGGAGCCUCCUUUUAUCGUAGACGAGGGUGAGCGAGAUUCUACUGAGGACGAGCUAAUGCUGAUGCACGACCCCGGGCAGUUUAGCCCAAAGUUUCGUGAAUUUAUUGAUGAUUUGCUGAAGCAGUGUGAUUUGACGUACCACGUGGAAGAGAAGAAGCGGAAGGAAGCCCAAAAGAAGAAGGAGCGUCGUCCCCGGCGAGCUGCCUCGGAGGAAUCUUUCGCCGGUCCGGACAACGAUUCACUCUCUGGUGUGUGGCGCAUGUUGGACGCCGUUUCGGUGGAGAAUGGUUUUCCGAUGUCCAACAAUUACUACAAUCUGUACGACGAUCGGCGCUUCGAUUGGCUGACCCGGGAUGAAGUUCCGUGGAACCAGAUUGAGGAAUCGAAAAACAAGUGCGAGAAUUGGCUUAAAUCAGCCCAUGCGCGUAAGCAAAGCAAGCCAUGAAACGAUUCGUGGAAUAUUUCGAAAGAGCACUUUUAUUCAAGAUUGCAUACAAGUAAUAAAGUUGAAUGGGAUGAA